This is a messenger RNA of Vitis vinifera (wine grape), 639 nucleotides long. RefSeq names its product nucleolar GTP-binding protein 1-like. The transcript is spliced from 3 exons. Gene Ontology annotation, biological process: vacuolar protein processing. Gene Ontology annotation, molecular function: GTP binding; cysteine-type endopeptidase activity. The record is from RefSeq and is a predicted model, not a curated record. The coding region runs from base 1 to 639 and encodes 212 amino acids. Lineage: Eukaryota; Viridiplantae; Streptophyta; Magnoliopsida; Vitales; Vitaceae.
AUGGCCUCCUUCUACCCUCCGAAACUUCUAGGUUCUUCUGUCCCAGUGGUGAUGUUGACGAUGAUACCCACGAAUCUGCCGUACCAGGCUGAUAUUUACCAUGCUUGUCAACUCUUGAAGGAAGGUGGAUUGAAAGAUGAAAACAUCAUUAUUUUCAUGUAUGAUGACAUCUCAUUCAAUGAAGAGAACCCUAGGCCUGGAAUUAUCAUAAACAGCCCACAUGGCGAAGAUGUUUAUGAAGGUGUACCAAAGGACUAUACUGGAGAAGAUGUUUUUGUUGAUAACUUUUUUGCUGUUAUCCUUGGCAACAAAACGGCUCUUUCAGGGAGUAGUGGGAAGAGUUCAUGUGGGUACAGCAUUGCUGCACAGGCAGCUCUUUUUUUUCACAGCAUCAAGUCUAUGUUUAUGAACAAACCACUCAUCAUUAUCUGCAACAAGACUGACUUGCAGCCAUUGGAGGGUAUAUCAAAAGAAGACAUGAAGUUGGUCAUGCAGAUGAAAGUUGAAGCUAUGAAGACUGUCAUAGGUCAAGGAGGUGAUCCUUUGAAUGACGAAGGGGUGCUGUUGACCAUGAGUACUUUGAUUGAGGAGUGGGUGGUUUCAGUGAAAAACGCAGCUUGUGAGAGGUUAUUGGAUUAG